Molecule: messenger RNA, 396 nt
Organism: Penicillium alfredii
Lineage: Eukaryota; Fungi; Ascomycota; Eurotiomycetes; Eurotiales; Aspergillaceae
Exons: 1
Coding region: 1-396 (131 amino acids)
Source: RefSeq, a predicted model, not a curated record
AUGUCAAACCCAAGUUUUCAUAGAUUGUUCUCUCCUUCGUUCCAACUCCACCCGGCAUGGACUGUGCUGGGCUUGAUCUUGAUGGCCGAGUCUAUCCACGCGUCGUGUUUUUUGAACUAUAUCAGACAGCACAUGGAGACCAUCGCAGUUCGCAGGCCGCUGCACUUUCGCCGAGUCGAUCCACUGGCUGUUCUUUUCUCGGUUAGCCGGCGUGGGUUUCCGCGCGCGGAUCAAUCUGGCACCGACGGGAUCUUAAGCGUCCUGUUCUCAUCCCUGCGUUGUCUGAUCCAGGCGGUCAGGACGCAGGAAGGGAUGGCCCUGUUGAAGGCGUACCUUGACCGAGAGGUGGCUGACAAAGUUGCCUUGUUUCUGCAGCAAGAUGUGGCCAUCACCUAA